Molecule: messenger RNA, 408 nt
Organism: Penicillium argentinense
Lineage: Eukaryota; Fungi; Ascomycota; Eurotiomycetes; Eurotiales; Aspergillaceae
Exons: 2
Coding region: 1-408 (135 amino acids)
Source: RefSeq, a predicted model, not a curated record
AUGGGUGAAUUGGCCGACGAAGAUGCGGUUGUCGAUCUCACAUCGCCAUCUAAUGGCCGUGAUAUCUCAGAACAAGAAGUGGAUGCACUCGCAUCCUUUCACCUACAUGCUCGCGCAAUUGCCCGUGAAAGGGGAGUCUCUGCAUGUGCUGGCGAAGGCAUCAACCGCUGGCCUGCAGUGCAUCGCCUUGAUGCUGCUCGUCUCUAUCGCCUGACUCUGGAGAAGGGCGUCGCAGGCGCAAGGUAUCACGCGGUGGCCGAGGAAGAAAUUCCUAUGAAGGAUAUUGCGGAAGCCCUUGGUCGCGGUCUAAAUCUUCCAAUCGUGUCGAAGACAUCGGAAGAGGCUCCUGCGCAUUUCAACAGCUUCAUGGCUUUCGCUGCUAGUGCGGAUAAUCCCACUUCUAGCUAG